AUGGCUCCCUCCGUCGACACAGUUGUUCCCAGCACAGUAGAGACGAAGUCCGCCUCAAAACAAGCAAGCGGCAAGACUGGGACUCCCUCUCAAAUCCAGUCUCUGGGGAAGACAAAGGAUGGCCGGAACCUAAAGAUCAGAAGCUAUCCCAAGUUUGACAAUUUGGAGGACGAACGUCAAUAUCGCAAACAGCAUCUGGCUGCCGCGUUCCGAAUCUUCGCGGAUCGAGGCUUCGACGAAGGCGUAGCUGGGCAUAUUUCCGUUCGAGACCCGAUUCUCACAGAUCACUUCUGGAUCAACCCGCUAUCCGCCCAUUUCGCGCUCAUCAAAGUCUCCGACCUGAUUCUGGUAGAUGAAGACGGCUUGGUUGUUGUCGGCGAUGAGCCCAUCAACGCGCCUGCUUUCUCUAUCCACUCGGAAAUCCAUAAAGCGCGACCUGAUGUCCAUGCUGCCUGCCAUGCCCAUAGUGUGGCUGGUAAAGCCUUCUCAUGCUUCGGCCGCGAGCUGGAGAUGAUCACCCAGGAUUCCCUUCGCUUCUAUAAGAGUCACGGGGUCUAUCGAGACUUCAAGGGAGUGGUUUUAGAUAAAGAGGAGGGCCAGCGCAUUGUGCAAGCGCUCGGCCAGGGUAAAGCAGCCAUUCUGCAGAAUCACGGCCUUCUCACCGUCGGUCAGAGCGUCGACGAGGCUGCGUUCUGGUUUAUCAGUCUGGACAAGACUUGUCAGGCUCAGCUGUUGGCCGAUGCUGCGUCUGCAGCGGGCUAUGAAAAGAAAAUUAUCGAUGACGACGAGGCUGCUUAUGCUGCUUUGCAGGUUGGUGGGCCGGAAAAAGGUUGGCUGGCUUUCCAACCUUACUAUGACGAGCAAGUUGCGAAAACCAAGGGGGAGUUCCUACUAUAA
Molecule: messenger RNA, 897 nt
Organism: Penicillium chermesinum
Lineage: Eukaryota; Fungi; Ascomycota; Eurotiomycetes; Eurotiales; Aspergillaceae
Product: class II aldolase/adducin family protein
Exons: 2
Coding region: 1-897 (298 amino acids)
Cellular component (GO): cytoskeleton
Molecular function (GO): actin filament binding
Source: RefSeq, a predicted model, not a curated record